UGUCAUAGUGAUAUACCACAUAUGGAGCCAAGAAACAAUACACACCUUUUAGAAUUUGUUCUAUUGGGAUUUUCACAGGACCCAGACCUGCAGCCUGUUACAUGUGGCCUCUUUCUCUCCAUGUACUUGAUCACCGUUGUUGGAAAUUUGCUCAUUAUCCUGACCAUCAUCGCAGAUGCCAGCUUGCACACACCCAUGUACUUCUUUCUCUCUAACCUGUCAUUUGUAGAUAUCUGUUUUACCUCCACCACUGUCCCAAAGAUGCUUGUGAACAUUCAGACAAAGAGAGAAACCAUUAGCUAUGCGGAUUGCAUUACCCAGAUGUACUUUUUUCUGAUUUUUGUGGAACUGGAUAACUUUCUCCUGGCUGUGAUGGCCUAUGACCGUUAUGUGGCCAUCUGUCACCCCCUGCAUUACACGAUCAUCAUGAAUCACAGACUUUGUAGAUUUCUGGUUCUUGUAUGCUGGAUUGUGAGUGUUCUGCAUGCCUUGUUACAAAGCAUGAUGGUGUCACAGCUGUCUUUCUGCACAGACUUGGAAAUCCCACACUUCUUCUGUGAAUUGAAUCAAGUGGCCCAGCUUGCCUGUUCUGACACCUUCAUUAAUGAUGUGGUCAUGUAUUUUGCACUUGUGGUAUUGGCUAUUGUUCCUCUCUCUGGCAUCCUCUACUCCUACUACAAGAUAGUGUCCUCCAUACGUGCAAUGUCCACAGCUCAGGGGAAGUACAAAGCAUUUUCCACCUGUGCAUCUCACCUGUCGGUGGUCUCCUCAUUUUACUGCACAGGUCUAGGAGUGUACCUCAGUUCUGCUGCAAGCCACAGCUCACAAGCAAGUGCAACAGCCUCUGUGAUGUAUACAGUGGUCACUCCUAUGCUGAACCCCUUCAUCUACAGCCUGAGGAAUAAAGAUGUAAAAGGAUCUCUGAAGAGACUCUUAGUGGGGAAACUAUGA
Molecule: messenger RNA, 951 nt
Organism: Psammomys obesus (fat sand rat)
Lineage: Eukaryota; Metazoa; Chordata; Mammalia; Rodentia; Muridae
Product: olfactory receptor 1078-like
Exons: 1
Coding region: 22-951 (309 amino acids)
Biological process (GO): G protein-coupled receptor signaling pathway
Cellular component (GO): membrane
Molecular function (GO): olfactory receptor activity; G protein-coupled receptor activity
Source: RefSeq, a predicted model, not a curated record